AUAACACGGAGUUUGAUAUGAAUUUCGAGUUUUUCGGCGGCAACAAAUCUCACUUCGAUGGAACACUUUUUUUUAUAUAUCUGUCGAGGUGCAGUCACAAAUAAAGAAGAGAUUUUGGUUGCUGAUUACAUUAAUACAUUGUUACUUAAUACGCAGGAGCAGAAUUACUGUUUACAUUUUUCCAGUCAUAUUUUAUCCUUGUUAAAGUGCAGUGCAACAUACAUAUAUGUUUUGAAUUCUUUUUCUGACCCUGAAGAAGAUUUGGUUUGGAAAGAAAUAAAUGCAAAAUGUGCUGAUAGAAAUGCUAUUUCUUCAUGUUUGAAAGCUUGCUUAAGCAGAGAGAUUGGAAGUGAAGAUGAAGGUACAAAGAAAAUUUCUUCAUCAUUGCAUGUUCUUGCUGAUGCUCUUCCAUCUUAUGGUUCUUACAAGUUAGAUGUCAUUAUUGGUAAUGAUGUUUUGAAAGAUUUAUCUAUCAGUGAUGAACCUGAGUUUGCAAGUGCUUUGUAUAGACUCCUGAAAUGGCAUGAAGCUCAUACAACUAUAAUAACAGUAAAGUAUUGUUCUAAAUUAAAAGAAUGGUGUGAAAUACUAAACGGGAAAAUCAUUGAAGAUAAAAUUGAUUCAAAUAUAGGUUCAGUGAUUUGGAGAGGUUCUCUUCAGCUCAAUGCUCCAAAGCUGUCAACAAAACUUGAUUGCCAAGGCAUGGAAAUAAGAUUAGAUUCUGUUGAAAAUGAAGAAAACUUUUCUAGCUGUAAAUCAGUUUUUGAAGAAAACACCUCAAAUCAGCAUCUAGUAGUCUCUCAUACACUUCAGGCCAUAGAUGAAUGUGCCUUUUCAACUAUACCAACAUAUAUGAUUUCACCACUGGUAUUCAGAGUAUGUGUAUCUGAGCCUAAUUUAUGGAAUGAAACUUCAUUAAAGCUUCUUCAAUAUAUAUGCAGAAAAGAGGGGGUUGCUUUAAUUGCUAAAAUGGGUUUUUCGUUAGUGAAUGAAUUAUCAAAGCCUGAUAAAGGAAUGAGUACCGGACGUUGGAAGAAAAUGGUGUCAACUGGAAAUAUAAAAUGUCCAGAAAAAUGUGUUCGUCCUUUUGAGAAUUGCUUCACCUUUGUAAUUACAAAAUCUGCUAACUCCAUGACUGUCAUUGCUUAUCCUUUAAUGGACCCUAAGAACUUCAAUGCAGAUUUUUAUUUUAACUUGACUGAUUUGAAAUUGGUAAGGAACAGAGAUGGAAAAAAUGAGAAUAAAUUAACAUCUUUACAAGUUCCAUAUUUAUCAACACCUUUAUUUCAAUUGCUCAUAAGGAAAAUCAAAAUGCUGAGGAAUUUUCAUCCUGAAGAUAAAAAUGAAUGCUGUUCUUCCAAUACAGAACUACAUGGCCUUUUAUUUAAUAUUCUUAAAACCUUUGAGAAAAAUCUUCCCAUCUGGGAAUUAUUUAGAAAAGUAAAUUCUUGUGAUGUAGUUUAUGAUGAACUUGAUCCCUCUGACUGGCCAGAAAGAGUGCAUUUAUUGCAAAAACAAAUGCACAUGGAAGAAAUUCAGAAGAACCUUCCUAUGAAUAAACUUUUGGCCCUUGGUUCAAAAUUAAACCAACACAGUGUUUCAUUUUCAAGUGAAGAUAUGGAGAAAUAUUUUAAGAGUACUGGAGAAGCUAAAGAUGGAAUAGCUGCUGAACCAGUAUCAUUGUUACGAGACAUGACACAGCAUCUUAAAAAUGAUUUUGAGACAAUAUGUAAGGAGAAAUGGCCAGAAAUUUUAAACUGUAUCUAUGAUGAUAUUUAUUACAACUGUGACAGCCAGGCUGAAGAGAAAGAAGCUAUUGGUAAUCAGAUGGUGAAUUUUUAUGUACAACAUGAAACUGCAAGUACAUGUAAUAACCAACAGCUGGUUCCAGACUUAAAAAUAAAUGUGAAAACUAAAGGCAAUUCUCUGUCUAAGAGCUCUGCCAUGAAGAAUCAUGCUUCUAGUAAAAAAGAGAAAAUUAAAAAAACUAAUUAUAAAAAUAAAGACUUAUCAUCAGAUACAGUUAGAAAGAACCUUCUUUCAACUUCUGCAGUUAGUAAGAAAUGUGCUACUAGCAGUAACUCUAGAAAAACAUUUUUAGAAAAGAAGCUAUCUGGGAAGUACAGUCUCAACAAGAGUCAGACUAAUAAUAUGCCUGUUAGAAGUAGUCCAAGAAAGAAAAUUGCUGUGAACUAUAGUUCUUCCUCAAAUAUAAGAACUGCAGGAGGAAACCAUAAAAACAAAAACAAGUCACAAGAAUUACCUGAGUUGUUAAAAAAGAAACUGAGAGUAGCUGUAGCUUCAGCCUUGGAAAACAAUGGUGUUAAUUUAACAGAUGCUUUUUUCUUACCUUGUGGUAAAAGACUAUUUGCUAUUUGUCAAGCAUUUGUACAGGAUAUUCCACACAAAAAAGGAAGUACUAGUCAACGCAUGCAGGAAAUUGCUGAUGCUCAUGUAAAACAGGUUAUAGAAUUUGAAAGGCAGAAGGAAAAAGGAAAUUUAUAGUAUUAGAUAUUUUUAAUGUUAUUUUUGUAUUAUGUAAAUGAUAUAUUUUUAUCAGAUAUUUUUAUAUUUUUGUAUUAUUUAUGAAAUCUGAAAUAAAAAUUUAUUUUCAAAAUUGCUCAGUUUUAUUUAUAUUUCAGUAUAUUAAUAUGUAAAUUGUACAUAUCAUUGUUUGAUAACUCGAUUUAAAUUAUUUUGAUUAUGUGUAUUUUGUUUUCAUGAUUCAUGCAUCUAUUUUUUUUUUUUUUUUUUUUUU
This is a messenger RNA of Stegodyphus dumicola, 2758 nucleotides long. RefSeq names its product mdm2-binding protein-like. The record is from RefSeq and is a predicted model, not a curated record. Gene Ontology annotation, cellular component: kinetochore. Gene Ontology annotation, biological process: protein localization to kinetochore; regulation of protein ubiquitination; traversing start control point of mitotic cell cycle. NCBI's taxonomy places the organism in Eukaryota, Metazoa, Arthropoda, Arachnida, Araneae, Eresidae.